This is a messenger RNA of Emiliania huxleyi CCMP1516, 1388 nucleotides long. RefSeq lists its product as hypothetical. Lineage: Eukaryota; Haptophyta; Isochrysidales; Noelaerhabdaceae. The transcript is spliced from 6 exons. The coding region runs from base 1 to 1074 and encodes 357 amino acids. The record is from RefSeq and is a predicted model, not a curated record. Gene Ontology annotation, molecular function: RNA binding.
AUGGCCGCAGACGACGGCCUGAGUGCCGUGCUCGCCGAGGAGGAGCCCGCGUCAGACUUGUUCGAGGAGGAGUUCGAGGAGGACGACGACGAGGAGGACGAGAAUUCGCGCCACCGCCGCCACAGGGAUCGCGAAGCGGUCGCCUCGGAGAACGGAGGCACCCCGGCGCAAUCUCCGGCCACCCCGGCUGCCGCGCCGACCGCCGCGCCGGUCGAGGGCAGCGGCUCCGGCGCCACCAGCACCAGUGCCGCCGGCGUCGGCGCCGCCAGCGCCGCCGGCGCGGCGGGUAAGACGCUGUGCUUGCGCUCGCUCCCUCCCGACUUUUCGCCGCGGGAGCUGCGCUGCCUCGUCGGGCUGCUUCCCGGCUUCGAGGACUGUCACCUGGUCGGCCGCGACGGGAUCGGCUUCGUGCGCUUCGCCAGCGCCGACGAGGCGAAGGCCGCCUGCUCACUGCUCUCUGCCUUUGUUGUCGAUCCGGCAGCAGAGCCGCCCCGGCCGCUGAUGGCGGAGGUGGCGAGGCGGGAGCUGGAGAGCCGCGUGCCUCGGCCGCGUCAGCCGCGGAACGGCAGGCCGCCCGUGCCUGCGGCUCCUCUCCUUCCUCACGCGGGCCUCGCGGGCAGACCAACCCCCCUCGACCGCCCGCUCUACUACGGCCGGCCGGGCCCAGGGCAAGGGCAAGACUACCAGCGAGCCCGCUUCGCCCCGCCGCCGCCCUACCCGCACCACCACCCGGCCGGCCUGCACGCGCCGCUCCACGCCUCCGCCCCAAACGGCUUCCCGCCCCCCGACCGAAAGAGACCGCGGCAUGACGAGCCGCUCCCGGACGGGAACAGAGGCUCGCGAGACACGCUCUGCAUCCGCGGCUUCGACCCGGCCGCAGGCGGCGGCUGGGCUGCGCCCGGCGGCCUCGGCCCUCUGCAGGUCGAGUUCGCCCGCCGCUCGAUGCAGCCCGGCCCCGGAGGAGGAGGAGGAGGAGGAGGAGGAGGCGCAGGCCCGCCGCCGACCCUCGCCGCGCCGCCUCGCGUCGCGUUCAGCGGCGGGCCGGGGCACCGCCGGGCCAGCGGGCCGUACUGAGGACCCCGCCCGGCCCUCUCGGCGUCGGCGGAUCGAUCCCCUCGACUGCGCGCGAAGAGCCGCGGGCGAUGGGCGGGUAACGCGACCCUUCUCUCUCGUCCCUCCGCGCAUGGUAUGUACGGGAGAGAUCUCACGCUUUCUCACUCUGUCUCCACAGAAGUCAGAGCGACGUCUCAUGCAGGAUCUCACAUCAGCUAUACCGUAACUAUACCGCGCUGACGGGCACCGCGACGGCUUUACCACAUCCACAAUUUUGACAUCCACACACACUCAUCAGAUCGGUCAUCAGCUCUCUACAGCAUCUUACUGGCGUU